Molecule: messenger RNA, 9331 nt
Organism: Varanus komodoensis (Komodo dragon)
Lineage: Eukaryota; Metazoa; Chordata; Lepidosauria; Squamata; Varanidae
Gene: TLE1
Product: TLE family member 1, transcriptional corepressor
Exons: 20
Coding region: 1202-3544 (780 amino acids)
Biological process (GO): regulation of DNA-templated transcription; negative regulation of canonical Wnt signaling pathway
Cellular component (GO): nucleus; transcription regulator complex
Molecular function (GO): transcription corepressor activity; protein binding
Source: RefSeq, a predicted model, not a curated record
GCGGAUACAUUGUGUCCCGUUUAUUGAGAUCCCGCCGCCGCCGCGCUUGGGUGUGUGCGUGUGCGUGUGUGCGUGCGUGUCCCGUGGAGUUUCCUUAUAACACGCUGGUCGGGUCUCCAUGGAAGAAAGACCCUGGUGAUUAUUUGGGGAGGGGGCCGGAGAGGAGAUCGCCGCCUCCCCAGCCGCCGCCUGGAUGUGUCCUCGAGGGAUCCUGGAAAGAACUUUGGCCCGGGAUUGAGCAAGACAGACAGAAAGACAGACGGCGGAGGGGAGAGAAGAGGCCGCGAGUAGACGGCCUGCAAUGCUGCCGUUCCGAGGGCGCGUUCUCCCAUCGGGGCUCUGAGUGUUGCGAUCACCUUGUCCUGUCCGAUGCGCGGUGGGCCUGUGGAGGCAGCGCGGGCCGUUCUGCAAGAGAGAGUCGUCCCUUGAUUUUUGCCCCGUCUGCGGUGCUGCGUGGGUUUGGGUGGGCUGGCGGCGGCGGCGGCGGCUUUUCCUUCGCAGUUCUCCCAGCGAGGAGAGGGUGGAUUUCCCUCUUGCCGAAGUCGGGCUGCUUUGCCCGCACGGUUCAACUGCCCCCUGCUCCGCCCCAUUCCCCCGAUUCCUUCCCCGUGUCCCGUGCGUGACCUGGCCUUGAAUCUUUCUCCCGGCGCCGGCAAGAGCGCGGCCUUUUGUACUGGGACUCCUUCACGGCGGCAAUUGAAACCCUCAGUCGGACCGGGCACUUGACUUAGUUGGAUUUCCCCCUCGGAUCGAGUUCUUAAAAAGAACCUCCGCCUCUGCUCGGGCUCUGUGGUGUUACAAGUGCAUCUUGCAAGUUCUAUCCCGACCGGGGAAGGGGAGAUUCUUUUUUUAACUGCAAAAACAAAAAAGGCGGAAAGAAAAAAAAAAGCCAAAGGAGCAGCAGCGCUGACAUCGGCAAAGAAGGAUCCAUCCCAACCCGGACAUCUCGUGAGCCCCUCUUGCCUGGCCAGCGUCCCCCCCCCCCCCCGGAAAGCUAACAACAAAGGAAGCGGCUGAGCUCGGGCUGCAGGAAGGCGGCGCGGGCUGGAGGAUGAUCCUGCGGCUGAGCCGAGAGGCGAAAUAGCGUGCCCCUCGCGCCUCCCUUGCCGGCCGCCUGCCUCGUGUUUUGUUUGCUCGGGCUCUGCCAGAUUCAGGGUUCGGGUCGAGAAUUGAGCUGCGAAGGAGCCGAGCAGCCACAGCCAUGUUUCCUCAGAGUCGGCAUCCCACACCGCACCAGGCUGCAGGACAACCCUUUAAGUUCACCAUCCCGGAGUCUCUAGACCGAAUCAAAGAGGAGUUCCAGUUUCUCCAAGCUCAGUAUCACAGCCUUAAAUUGGAAUGUGAGAAGCUGGCAAGUGAAAAGACAGAAAUGCAAAGGCACUACGUGAUGUACUAUGAAAUGUCGUAUGGGUUAAAUAUUGAAAUGCACAAACAGACAGAAAUUGCCAAGAGAUUGAAUACAAUCUGUGCACAAGUCAUCCCAUUUUUGUCUCAAGAACAUCAACAACAAGUGGCUCAAGCAGUAGAACGUGCCAAACAAGUGACCAUGGCUGAACUGAAUGCCAUCAUCGGGGUACGUGGCCUUCCAGGUCUACCUCCUACACAACAGCAGUUGCAGGCUCAGCACCUCUCCCAUGGCCAUGGACCUCCAGUGCCUCUAACCCCACACCCGUCAGGACUCCAGCCACCGGGAAUUCCUCCGCUUGGGAGCAGUGCGGGCCUUCUUGCUCUCUCAAGUGCUCUGGGUGGGCAGUCUCACUUGGCAAUAAAAGAUGACAAGAAGCACCACGAUCCAGACCACCACAGAGACAGAGAUCCGGGCACAAGUAAUUCACUCUUGGUUCCGGACAGCCUGCGGAGCACAGAUAAACGCAGGAAUGGACCUGACUAUUCUAAUGACAUGAAAAAAAGAAAAGUGGACGAUAAGGAUUCAAGCCACUAUGACAGUGACGGUGAAAAAAGUGAUGACAACUUAGUUGUGGAUGUGUCUAAUGAGGACCCUUCAUCUCCACGAGCAAGCCCCGCGCAUUCACCACGUGAGAAUGGCAUAGACAAAAACCGUCUCUUGAAGAAAGAUGCCUCUAGCAGUCCAGCAUCCACUGCCUCAUCAGGGAGUUCCACCUCCAUGAAAUCCAAAGAAAUAGGUUUGCAUGAAAAAGCGAGCACCCCAGUUCUGAAAUCCAGCACACCAACUCCACGAAGUGAUGUGCCAACUCCGGGGACUAGUGCUACGCCGGGCCUUCGUCCAGGCCUUGGCAAACCUCCAACAAUGGACCCUCUGGUCAAUCAAGCAGCUGCUGGUUUGAGGACGCCUCUUGCUGUACCUGGUCCUUACCCUGCUCCAUUUGGAAUGGUACCACAUGCUGGCAUGAACGGUGAGCUGACCAGCCCAGGAGCCGCCUAUGCCAGUCUACACAACAUGUCCCCGCAAAUGAGUGCUGCUGCAGCUGCAGCUGCUGUGGUCGCCUAUGGGCGAUCCCCCAUGGUUGGGUUUGAUCCUCCUCCUCACAUGCGAGUACCCGGAAUCCCUCCAAAUCUGGCUGGAAUCCCUGGAGGAAAACCAGCGUACUCUUUUCAUGUCACUGCAGAUGGCCAGAUGCAACCUGUUCCCUUUCCCCCUGAUGCUCUCAUUGGACCAGGAAUACCUCGGCAUGCUCGCCAGAUCAAUACCUUGAACCAUGGGGAAGUGGUCUGUGCAGUUACCAUCAGCAACCCCACCAGACAUGUAUACACUGGUGGGAAGGGGUGUGUCAAAGUCUGGGAUAUCAGUCAACCUGGCAACAAGAGUCCUGUCUCACAGCUUGACUGUCUGAACAGAGAUAACUACAUCCGAUCUUGUAAAUUGCUCCCUGAUGGAUGCACCCUGAUUGUCGGUGGGGAAGCCAGCACGUUAUCCAUUUGGGACCUGGCGGCUCCGACUCCGCGCAUCAAAGCAGAGCUGACGUCCUCGGCUCCUGCCUGCUAUGCUCUGGCGAUCAGCCCUGAUUCCAAGGUCUGCUUCUCCUGCUGCAGUGAUGGGAACAUAGCCGUGUGGGAUCUGCACAAUCAAACACUGGUCAGGCAAUUCCAGGGCCACACAGAUGGAGCCAGCUGUAUUGACAUUUCUAAUGAUGGUACCAAGCUCUGGACGGGAGGCCUGGAUAACACUGUAAGAUCCUGGGACUUGAGAGAAGGGAGGCAGCUGCAGCAACAUGACUUCACAUCCCAGAUAUUUUCCCUUGGCUAUUGCCCCACUGGUGAAUGGCUGGCCGUAGGCAUGGAAAGCAGUAAUGUGGAAGUGCUGCAUGUAAUUAAACCAGACAAAUAUCAGCUCCAUCUGCAUGAGAGCUGUGUGCUAUCGCUCAAGUUUGCUUACUGUGGCAAAUGGUUUGUAAGUACUGGAAAAGAUAACCUCUUAAAUGCCUGGAGGACUCCAUAUGGUGCUAGUAUAUUUCAGUCCAAAGAAUCCUCUUCUGUGCUUAGCUGUGAUAUCUCUGUUGAUGAUAAAUACAUAGUCACCGGAUCUGGAGACAAGAAGGCUACUGUCUAUGAAGUUAUCUACUGACAAAUUAUGUUGCAAAUGAAGAGUUGAACUGGGCCAAACUCAGUUUGUAGACAUUCAAAGGAAGACUUUGCCUUUUUUUAAUUAAAAGGAAAGAAAGGAAGAACUUGAUUUUGAGACCUUUACAUGAUGCAAAUCAACACAUAUUAAAGCAGAAGGCAACCUUUUGUUCUUCACGGUCUCUGUGCAUCGCGCAUGAAGAAGGCAACUUUUUGGCAUCCAGCGACUGGACUGGUGUGAAGCAAGAAGGCAAGAUGGAUUAAUGUAGCAUAGUUGUGAUGGAUUUUAAAAGCAGAGUCUGCUGCUUUGUUGCAGCCUUUUGGAUUCUCCCCCUUUUUGAUCUCAUAAAGUCAUGCUCAUUGCUUGAUUAUGUCGGAUUAUGUUUCAACACUUACAAUCCCACCUGCAUUCUGUCUUGUGUAGAACAGUGGUAUCUUGGAUAAACUUGUUUUCUGGUUUUGCCUCUUGGGAUAUAGCCUUUUGUAUUUUUUGUUGAAGAUCAAACAUUUGUAUAAAUUGUAAAUACAUCUGGUUUAUUACAGUAAAGGCUUUAGUAUCAACAAAUGGUCUCUGUUCCCCCCAACACUUCAUGAAUGAUCUUUUAAAAAAACCUUUUGUAAUUUAAAACUUUUAAUAAGCUAGAGUGGAACUGUGAAACAUUUGAUAAGUUUUUGUAUGCUGAGCAUAAUAUCAAGCUUAUUUUAUUAGAGAUAACUUCCUAAAAGAUUUUGCAUUCAGAAUUCACAUUUGUACUUCAGAAAAUGGAAAAGCAAGCACUUCGUACAUUGAGAAAAAAUGUAAAUUUUAAAUUUUGAAGAGAGGUUUAUACAGAAACAUUUGUAAAUAGGUGUUUAAGGAGUGACACUAUGACAUUCCUGUGGUUUGUAACUUAUGGUUGUUUCUCAUGUUGCAUCAGAAACUAAGAACAGCAAAGCUAAUCAUGCUUCCACAGAGAAAUAUGGGGUCAAAGAUUUCGAGAAGAAUUUAGGGAUAGUAUCAGUGUUGGCUGCUGUAUACACUUUACAGGUGGCACAUUCAUUCCAUAGUUUACCAGUAUUAGCGUGAAGAAUUCCUUUGGGCUUUUGGUUGACUUUUUCCCAAACAUAUUUGCCUCUUUCUAAUUUGCUUGCUCAAAAGUGACCAACUUAUCUGCAUUGUUGCAGAAGGGUGUCACCUGGAAGCCAAAACAAUACAUCCAAGAGCAACAUUGGCUGAAUCACAGACAAAGUUUCCCAUUUGGGAACAAAUUUCCUUCCUUGUGCCUGAAGAGACAUUCGUUUUCUUUUCAAUUUACAUGCUCAUUCUACUGAAUCCAUUUUAUAGCAGUAUGGAAUGGUAAUAGCCCUAAUAUAUAUAACUUUGCAUUUGGAAUGUAAAAUGUUAACUAUUCUUGAUGACCUAGUUAAAUAGCCUUUAAAAUUAGUACGGUUAUCAAUCUAUAUACCUAUAGAUAUGUAUCAGAUGUGCAUCUGUAUGAAAAUGGCUGACUGAGCAUUUUCAUGAGCAUUUGGUGUGCUGAUUCUGAAGCAUAAGGCUUCAAUUUCAUUUUUUUAAACAGUUCACAAAUCCAGCCAUGUAUCAAGCCUAGAGUGCCUCAAACUGCUCCAUGUGAUGGGACGGGGCUUUUUGCCCCCUGACCCUACUGUUCUUGAACACAAUGGGACCUUAAUCAUGUCUUCAUUUCAGGAAGUUUUUGUAAGCCAGUGCAUAAGGCUCAGAAAACAGUCUUUGGCUUGUGAUUGUCCCUGUGAUGGUUCUGGUUCGCUGGAUAAACAAAGGAGGAUGUGUGCGUAUGCCUUCUGCUCCAUUUUCUUCCAGAACAAAGGAACAUAUAUUACAUGGUGACAUCCAGUACUUCUGCUUAGGCUCCUCAAGUAAACAUAUACAGUACUAAAUGUGCAUAAUUUAAUUCCACUGCAGAAUUUGAGUUUCUGGUUGUGGGGUUCUAAUUACAGCAAUCUAGGCAUUCUUACACUUAGUUUUCACCAGGAGGAUGUUGUUCCAAGGCUUGGCAUAAUGUGCAGCAACAGGGCUAUCAGACUUGUGUAACCCACACUGUGGGGUGAUCUCUUAGGACUCUUCUGUCUAUCAAGUGCAGAGAUGAGUUUGUGCGCUUGCUACCUGACCUUCCUGAAGUAGAUUUACGGCAACCAGUAAUAGUUGACUCCAGGAGGUCGGUUGGCCUCUGUAAUUUUCAGUUUAAGUCUCAAACUUUCCCCAUUUUCCUUGUAGUGUAAAGGCUGCUAUAUUUUGCACCUAGGGUAAAUUUAUAUAUUGGUUACUGUCUGUUUCCAGAUGUAAUUUGUUCUUGGCCUAUGAAGUCCUGAAUGACCUGAGAUCAGAACAUAUCGGGAAAGUCUUUCUAUCAGACAACCCUGCCCCGGCACUGUGAUUCACUUGGCACAGUUUUCUGUGGUCUGUGGUAUACAGCAUCAGGACAAGAAAGAAGGCCUUUGUAAAGUCUCUUGUGAGAGGUCUGUGUGACUCUUUUGAUGCUCAUCUGUCAAAAUGCAGGCAAAACUGAUUUCCUUCAAGAAAGUGUUUGCUAGAUGCUAAUUUAAUUUGUUACUAUUUCUGACCUUUGGGUGGCUUGCAGCUUUUUAUUGAUCUAGUUUUUCUAGUUUUGUUAGUAUACUGGAGUGUUAGCUGCUUUGAUGCAUUAUUCACCGCCCCCUUUGACUUUUCCAUAUUUUGUGGUGCUACAACUUGCAAUUGAAAUUAAUUUAAUUGCCAUUGUUAGCAUUUGAUAUGUUCAAGAUAUUCAGUAUCAUGAAGCAACAAAAUAAUGUUUUUGUGGCAUAAAAGUUAAGUCAACUAACACAAACUGGAACUUGUUUUUCAAUUUAUUUCUUUGUUGUGACAUGCCUAAGUAAGCUCUGGUGCAACACACUGCCUCCAGAGUCCUGUAAGUAGUUAAAUAGAAUCUGCUUUUGUGUAAUUUUAGUGCCACUUGAUCGCAGCAUAAAUACACCUGUUUCUGGAAGCCCUGGAACAUGUUAGAGAGUAUAUCUUAAACAAGCAGCACCAUGAAGACCAAAGACUUAUCAAAACAACUCUGGAUCAGUUGUACAGAAGAACCAGUCAGGAUUGGGUUAUUUAACUAUGAACAUCUCCUGCAGCACUUCCAAAUCUAUUAUUACACAAUGGAAAGAACACAGUGCAACUGUCUAGCAAAGUCUGUCCAGAAAAAAGUCUUUGGCCUGAUAAAGAGGGCAUUAAAAGCAAUCAGAGUCAAUAGCAACACUGAAAGAGCUGAAGGGACCCACAGAUGAAAUGGAAGAAGCAUCUUAGGGACAACUGGCACCCAGGUGCUCCACAAAAAGCUGGGCUUUAUGGAAGAAUGCUGCAAAGAAAGCCAUCACAGGAACCCGUAACAAAGCCCAUUUGCAUUUUGCAAAAUGGCAUGUGGGAGACACUGCCAACAUGCUACAAAAAUCCAGUCCAAUAAGAAUGAAAGAGAACUUUUUGGCCUGCUUCAAAAUGUGUGCGGCACAAAGUGAACAGUACGCAUUACUCUGAGAACCCCAUCCCCAAAGUAAAGCACGUUGGUGGCAGCAUAAUGGUGUCAGGACUUCAGCAAGAUCUGAGGAAUUGGUCAGGAUUGAAGGCCAGAGGGAUGGAGCCAAAUACAGGGCGAUUCUAAAGAAAAACCUGUUUCAGUCUGCAAGACCUAGCAGAGAGCCAGAUGUUUACCUUCUGGCAGGACAAUGACCUAAACACAUAGCCAAAGUUAAUACUUCAGUGUUUUAAAAAUAAGGACCUGAGUAUCAUAGAAUGGCCCAGUCAAAGGCCAAAGCUCAAUCUAAUUGUGAAUCUGCAGCAAGUUUUGAAAGUUGCUGUUCACCAACAGUCCCCAUUUAACCUGACAGAACUGGAGCAGUUCUUGCAGGAAGAAUGGCCGAACAUUGUCGGAUCCAGAUGCUCAACGCUGAUUUACUCAAGAAGACUUGCAGCUGUAACUGCUCCCAAAGGUGUUUCUGGCAGAUAUAGAUGAGGGGGCUGUUGAAUACUUCGGCAACCGACAAGUGCCAGUUUGUUUUGUUGACUUAACUUUUGUGUGGUCAUACUUUGAACACAUCCUGAAAAGGCAAAACUUCCUGGAGAACGCUGAAAUGCUGGAGAAGUUGAAGGUAGAUGAAGAAAAGGAAAAGCAAACGUGGGAUGGAUUGACUCCAUAAAGGAAGACCCAGACUUGAAUGUACAAGAGCUUCAAGGACAGGGCAUUUUGGAAGACUAUUCUAUAGGGUCACCAUAAGUCAGAGACAACUUGAUGGCAUGGAACAGCAAAAUAUUGUGCGCCUUCACACUGUUGAGUAGUCUGUGUACAUCAAUGGUAACAGUGCCAAUUAAAUCCAUUUCAUUUCCUGCUUGUAACAACAAAAUGGGGAAAGGUCAAAGGGCAUGUGUGUGGCUAUUUCUGCAGGGCACUAUAUAUUAUGCUGUGUUAGAGAUAAAGGAAAUAAGUAAAUUAACACCCAUGGCACACUUAGAUGUACAAUACAACCAGCUGAUGGUGUAUUCACACUUUUAACAAUGGUACCUAUGUUCAUGCCAUCAUUGGGGCAGCAUCAGCCACCUGCACGUAAAGUACAUCCUCCCCUCUUGUGAUCAGUGGAGAGCAGGACUGGGCAAUAUGUGCUCUCCAAUGCUUUGGACUACAACUCCUAUAAUCAAUGGCCAUUGGUCCUGCUGUCUGGAGUUGAUGGGAGAUGCAGCCCAAUUCCAGGAGGGUGGCAAACUGCUUACCCCAGGGUAGACCAUUGGAUACUGUUGGGGGAAUACUGUUAUUUAGCAACGGGUACCUUGCAUGCAGCUUUGGCCUAUGGUUGUGUGCUUCAACAUUGGGAGUUGCAGGUAUGCCAUGCACAGUUCCAGCAUUCCACAGUUGGGGAAUACAUACGCAAAAGCUUGCUCAUACAUGUGCAUUGCACUUGCUAGAUAGGGAUCUGAUCCUCUUUAUCGCUACAUUUUUGUCAAGAUGACAAAUCAUUUUGCAAUGACUGAAUUAGUUGUGUGUUUGAGUUUUCAGUGUGCUCUUGGGGCCAUUUCAUGCUGGAUGGAUUGCCUAAACCAAAAAUACUCCCUUACAGGAAAUUAUGUGACUUAACAUAUGAGGAUGAGCACAAGCAUGCUCAUUUUCUGGCAUGUAAACUUUAUCUUGAAAGAAGCAGUCCUUAUAGACAUCUCGGUUGAAGAUGGGAGCUUUGCAACUGAAAGUAAUAAGUCCCCAUACUCCUUCAAGGAUUGUGCUUAAUGACAAGAAAAAAAAUUAGCGAUCAGCCUGAGAAGGUCACAGUGGGAAGUUAACCCAUAACAUGGAAAACUACAAAAUCACUUGUUACAUCCCAGGGAGUGGGCUUAAUUUGUUUAAAAUCAAAUCCAUCUGUUCAUUUCACACGCUUUGUUCCACUUCCUUGCAGCAAUCCACAGUGGAGCACUCCGUUACUUUAAAAAUUGGCUGCAAUUAUGAUAAGCUAAUAACUCUUAUUUUGUGGUUAACUGCAUCAAGAUAUUUUGGAUCACUUCCAAGCUUCCCCUUAAUUUUUCUGAAUUACCCAAAUCAUCUAUUGGCCCAAGUAUUCACUGCAAAACUAGGUUUAAAAUUAAUUCACUGUUUUAAUAUUUAUAAAUUCUAUAUUAAUGCUGUCAUUCAAUUACUUGCUCCUAAUGAAUCAGCCAUGUAUUUCCGCUUAAUAUGACAGUAACCUUAAUGUCAGAUUGGUAUUUGCAAAUGUACUGCAUGUAUUAUUGAAGAAAUUGCACAUUAAGAUUUUACUUGUUCAUUUCAAA